This is a messenger RNA of Gongylonema pulchrum, 438 nucleotides long. The record is from the annotation of a GenBank genome assembly. Lineage: Eukaryota; Metazoa; Nematoda; Chromadorea; Rhabditida; Gongylonematidae.
AUGCUAGCCGGCCAGCCACCGUUCGACGGUGAAGAUGAAGACGAGUUAUUCACCGCAAUAACGGAGCAUAGCGUUUCGUAUCCGAAAUCUAUGUCGAAAGAAGCAGUAUCCAUUUGCAAAGCGCUGCUGCAGAAAAGUCCUCAGAAGCGGUUAGGUUGCUCGCAAACGCCCACCAGAGAUAUUAAGGAGCAUCCGUUCUUCCGGCGAAUCGACUGGUAUAAAAUAGAAAAGCGACAAGUGCAGCCACCUUUUAAACCAAAAUUGAGAAGGCCGGAUUCGACUGAAAAUUUCGACCUACAGUUCAGGAAGCUAUCUAUCAGUUUAAGCCCUUGUGAUGUGGGCGUUUUAUUGAACUUGAAAGGCGAUGAAUUCAGGAAUUUUAAUUUUGUCAAUCCGUAUUGGCCAGAUAAUUUGAAAGCAAGAGAAUCAUCGGUGUAG